Molecule: messenger RNA, 678 nt
Organism: Orbilia oligospora ATCC 24927
Lineage: Eukaryota; Fungi; Ascomycota; Orbiliomycetes; Orbiliales; Orbiliaceae
Exons: 1
Coding region: 1-678 (225 amino acids)
Molecular function (GO): protein binding
Source: RefSeq, a predicted model, not a curated record
AUGGAUUCCCAGCCUCCUGUCGAUAUCACGAAGGUAUUACCACCCGAACUCCAACUUCAAAUCUUUAACUAUCUGGGAUGGGAAUCCCACGUUAUGUGUGCCCGUACAUGCACACUCUGGCGAGAUCUCAUACAAACGUAUGGUCAUGCAUUCCCCCGCAAUGACUACUCGGAUGAGACAUAUCCGGGCAUCCAUACCCUCCUAAAUUCGUAUGAAGCCCAACUUUUCAUCUACAACGAAGAAUUAGUCUCUGUUUCAAUACACGAAAUAAUCGGCGCCGAGUUUUCAAGAUUUGGGUUAAUGGGCGAAUACAUUUGCACUCUUGAUCCCCGAAAGGAUUAUCUUCUAAACCACCCUGUUUUUAAAUUCGCCGAAAACCCGCCUGAGGGCGUUGGGACAUUCGAUGGGUUUGUUUAUGGUGCUGAAACCCCGGAUAAUUGGGAGAGCGCGAUUGAACGGUUUGGAAAGAAUACUGGGAGCUCGGAGACUACAAUAAGGCAAAUGUACGGCCGACUAGUUGCUAUGCUGUUGCGACAGUCUGAAGCGACGAAAUGGAAGUUAAUGAAGAUAAGAGUUCGCCAUGUAAUGACGAGUGGUGAACUUGCAGUGUUUUGGGGGAAAUUCACACGCGGAGUCGGGGAGGUAGGAUUGAUGAGCUCAGAUACUCAAAAGCCUUAG